CCCCGCGCAGGAAGGGAGCGAGGCGAUGAGCCGCCCGCCGGCGGCCGCCCGCGAGUGACGGCGGCGGGGCAAGGAGCGGCGGCGGCGGCGGUGGUGGUGACGGGGAGGAGGACGAGGGCAGCGAUCCCUGCCAGUGCCUGCGGCAGCCCGGGAGAGCCCCGGCGGAGGGCUCGGCCAUGCCCUUCGCCAAACGGACCGUGGAGCCUCAGCGGCUGUGCCGGCGGCAGCCCGCCGCCUCCGUGCUGGAGGAGAGCUGGGGCGCGGAGCCGCCGCCACCGCCGCGGGACCCGCCGCCGGAGGAGCCGGGGACGGCGGGCGAGGGCUCGGAGACGGCCGGCGGCGGGGAGCGGGAGGUGGUGUUGAUGGUGCUGGACCUCUGCUCGGUCAGCAAUGUGGCCCUGUCGCGGAUCCUCCGGCAGCUCUCCGACGUGGCUCGGCACGCCUGCACCCUCUUCCAGGAGGUCGAGGCUGACAUCCAGGGCACCCACCGCCGUGUUCGGGCGCUGCACGGCCGCAUCGCCGGACUCCAGGGAGCUGUGCGCGGCCUCGACCCCAAGCAGGAGGCAGUGCCUGUCUCCAACCUGGAUGCAGAGAGCAAACUGAGUGUCUAUUACCGAGCACCUUGGCAUCAGCAAAGAAACAUUUUCCUCCCUUCCACCAGACCACCUUGUGUGGAGGAGCUGCACCACCACGCCAAGCAGCACCUGCGAGCCUUGCGCAGAGAGCAUCGAAGCCGAGGUGAUAACAGAGAGCAGAAAGUCCAAGGCCCCAUUGCUGUGGUGGCUCCUCCCUUUCCUCCUUUCCCUGCAAUCUGCAGUCAAAAGAGGCAAGCGAUAAAGGACCGGCACUUGUUACGAUUUAACAGCACCCGUUCGCCCUCCCCAAUUGAGUGUUGCCACAUGACCCCAUGGAGUAGAAAGUCCCAUCCACCAGAGGACGAAGAUACAGAUGUCAUGUUAGGGCAGAGGCCGAAAAAUCCAAUACAUAAUAUCCCUUCUACACUGGAUAAACAAACCAAUUGGAGUAAAGCACUACCUCUCCCAACUCCAGAGGAGAAAAUGAAACAAGAUGCCCAAGUGAUUUCUUCUUGCAUUAUCCCCAUCAAUGUCACUGGAGUUGGUUUUGACAGAGAGGCUAGUAUACGCUGCUCUCUUGUUCAUUCACAAUCUGUACUACAGCGGAGACGAAAGUUGAGGAGGAGGAAAACCAUCUCUGGCAUCCCCAGAAGAGUGCAACAAGAAAUAGAUUCAGAUGAGUCGCCAGUGGCGAGAGAGCGCAAUGUGAUUGUGCACGCAAACCCAGACCUCUCCGGCUCUGGCAGCAGGAGGUCAGGGACCCGGGACUCAGAGUGCCAGACGGAAGAAAUCCUGAUAGCCGCUCCCUCCCGUCGGCGGAUCCGCGCUCAGAGGGGGCAGAGUGUCGUGGCCUCCCUCUCACACUCUGCCGGCAACAUCCUGGUGCUGGCAGACAACGGGGACGCUGCCGUCUUCGCGGCUGCUGUAAGCAACCGCAUCCGCUCACGGAGCCUUCCUCGUGAGGGCGCUCGGGCCAGUGAGGACCAUCAGGAUGCCACCACCAAGAGUGCAGGGUAUGAAGAGGAGCGUUUCCUAGCUGGCCAGGAGAGGAUCCCAAAAAAGGGGAAGGAGGUCUUGACCAAGCAGGGCUCACAGGAACACCAGCCCAUUGGUUUAAGUUGUCCUCAGCACCUGCACAGCCCUGAACACAGCAUUGGUGAGAGAGGCAGAUCGCGACUGUCAAGGAUGGCCGAUUCGGGCAGUUGUGAGAUCUCAUCCAACUCGGACACUUUCGGGAGCCCCAUUCACUCUAUCUCCACGGCAGGAGUCCUGCUCAGCAGCCACAUGGACCAGAAAGAUGACCAUCAGUCCUCCAGUGGCAACUGGAGCGGGAGCAGCUCCACGUGUCCCUCCCAGACAUCUGAAACCAUUCCUCCUGCUGCCUCUCCUCCGCUGACAGGCUCUUCACACUGUGACUCCGAGCUGUCACUCAACACUGCUCCUAAUGCCAACGAGGACUCCAGUGUCUUCAUCACGGAGCAGUUUGGUGACCACACAGACAAGAUCAGAGGCCACAGAGCAAGCUCCUUCACCUCCACCGUCGCGGAUUUACUGGAUGACCCCAACAACAGCAACACAAGCGACAGUGAGUGGAACUACCUGCACCAUCACCACGAUGCCUCCUGUCGCCAGGACUUCAGCCCUGAGCGCCCAAAGGCCGACAGCCUGGGAUGCCCCAGCUUCACCAGCAUGGCCACCUAUGACAGCUUCCUUGAAAAGACUCCCUCUGACAAGGCAGACACUAGCUCACACUUUUCCGUGGAUACUGAAGGAUACUAUACCUCCAUGCACUUUGACUGCGGUCUCAAGGGUAAUAAAAGCUAUAUUUGCAACUAUGCAGCCACAGGCUCUGAGAGUGGCCAGACCGAGAGUAUGACCUCCAGCCUGGCUGACUGUGCCUGGCAGGAGUGUGUGAGCCACAGGAAGCAGGGACGGCAGAGCAUCUCACUGAAGAAACCAAAGGCAAAGCCAGCUCCGCCAAAACGCAGCUCAUCUUUGAGGAAAUCGGAAGGCAGCAUCGACCUCCCCGACAAGAAAGAACCAAAGAUCAGCAGUGGGCAGCACGUCUCUCACACUGCUAGGGAGAUGAAGCUACCCCUUGAGUUUUCAAACACACCUUCCCGAGUGGAAGGCCCCAACCUGCCGGCCAAGCAGGAGCUCCCCUGGGUGAACCAGGCCGAUGGCGGGUUAAAAGACACUCCGUUCAACACCGCCGAUAUCCCUUCCUUUAAAGAUGAAGGUGCUGAACAACCUCACUAUGCAGACCUCUGGCUUCUGAACGACUUGAAAUCCAGCGAUCCUUACAGAUCCUUGUCCAAUUCAAGCACCGCUACGGGUACUACAGUCAUAGAAUGCAUCAAAUCACCAGAGAGCUCUGAAUCCCAGACAUCCCAGUCUGGGUCACGAGCCACCACCCCGUCCCUCCCUUCAGUUGAUAAUGAGUUUAAGCUGGCCUCCCCCGAGAAGCUGGCGGGGUUAGCCUCACCCUCCAGUGGAUAUUCCAGCCAGUCAGAGACACCCACUUCUUCUUUUCCAACUGCUUUCUUUUCGGGACCCUUGUCUCCAGGAGGAAGCAAGAGGAAGCCAAAAGUACCAGAGAGGAAGUCGUCGCUGCAGCAGUCACUCUCGAAAGACAGCACCGCCUCGGUGAGCAAAGACCUUGAACUUCCAAUUAUACCUCCUACUCACCUUGACCUAAGUGCUCUUCACAACGUCUUGAGCAAGCCGUUCACUCACAGGCACCAGCUGCAUGCCUUCAGCCAUGGCAAGCAGAGCGCUGUCGGGGAAGCCCUGCAUCCCAGCCCUCCCUCUGCCCUUGCCAUCACACCCUCAGUUCUCAAGUCUGUCCAUCUCCGGGCAGUCAACAAGCCUGAAGGAAGCAAACAGAAAGGCAGCAUCCCAGAUUUGCUCUGCAUACAGGAGGCCGCCUUGAUGGCGACUGACGUUUCUCCUGGCAAAAUGAGGCCACUUUUAGCUAAGAAGCCAGUAUCGCGCCAGUACUCUGCAGAGGAGGCCAUCAUGUCCUAUGUUGAUGCUUCCCCGGCAGAAAUGGGACCCAGAAAGCCACCUUUAGAGAAAAGCUCCUCUUUCAGUGGGCAAAACAACUGUGAGCGAGAAACUAUAACUUCAGCCAGCAUGAGCCUGGUUGAAGUCAAACCCGAGAAGGACCAAACAUACCCAGCUGCUGAGUGCUUGCCGGGAAGCGCUCUGAAUCAGACAUAUGUCAACUCCACAGAUGGAUUUCUAAAGGGCUCAACUGUCCUUAUAGGUGAUGAUGAAGCAAAGAAACCUGGCCAGGACGCAGAAAUGGAGCACAACCUUCAGCAAGGGCAGGCUCAGCGGGAGCUCUCUACAGGUGGUGAAGGAAGGGUGGAAGAUGGGCCAGCAGAUGAAAGCCCAGCUGAGGUCCAGGCAGCAGCCGUCAGCAAUCAGCUUAAGCACCAACCCGAUGUGAGCCACCAUGUGCCUGGGAAUAUCAGCUACAAAGCAGAGACGGCAGCAAAUUCACUCAGUGAAGCGAGUGGCAAGCAGGAAAAUGAUAUCACAUCAGGUAUCCCAACCAGAAGUGCCUCUGAUGACGGCAGGGUGGAUGAGAUGACAGGCAGUAUGGACGAGCCUUCGCUGAAAGAGUCCUCUCCAAGUGAUGAGUCCAUCAUAUCUCCACUGAGCGAGGAGUCACAGGCUGAUGCUGAGGAUGUCUUUGUGUCUCCAAACAAACCCCGCACUACUGAGGAUCUGUUUGCAGUCAUUCACAGAUCAAAAAGGAAAGUUCUCGGAAGAAAGGAUUCCGGAGACCUUUCUGUAAGAAACAGAUUGAGAGCUUCGUCUGGGACUAGCAGCCAGUCCCCUGCCAGCAGCACGCUGCCCGCCAGCAAUGUGCCACCAGCCAGCAGCAUGAGCACUCCUCUUAGCAGCCAGAGGUCUCCUGGGCUUAUAUACAGGAAUGCCAAAAAGUCCAACACGUCCAAUGAGGAGUUUAAACUUCUGCUCCUUAAAAAAGGCAGCCGAUCCGAUUCCAGCUACAGGAUGUCUGCCACGGAAAUUCUGAAAAGCCCUAUUUUACCCAAGUCUCCCGGAGAGCUGUCAGCAGAUGCCCCCCAAAGCUUGGAGGAGUCUCCCCCCACAGCAAGCCCUGAUGCAUUGUCCCCGCUCUCCCCAUGCUCCCCUAGAGUCAACGCAGAAGGAUUCUCUUCCAAGAGCUUUCCUAUGUCGGCGUCCUCGAGAGUGGGGCGGUCGCGGGCGCCUCCUGCAGCCAGCAGCAGCCGGUACAGCGUGCGCUGCAGGCUCUACAACACGCCCAUGCAGGCCAUCUCUGAAGGAGAGACUGAGAACUCGGAUGGCAGCCCUCACGACGAUCGGUCUUCUCAGAGCUCGACGUAGACCGAAGCUGCCAGCACUGCUCGGGCUAUGUAAGGAUGGGGGAAAAAAAGAGGCCGAUGCUGUAGCAAUCCAAAACCAAACAAACAAAAAGAUAAAAGAAAAGAAAAAUUGCAGGGCCAUAUCAAUGCUAUAAUGUGUUUGUGUUUGUAAGACGCUGGGGAAACAGAGGACUACAGCUGUAGCUAUUUAUUACGUUACAUUUUCUAAAAGGAGGAAGAUAUGCUAUGUCUGAUCUGUUUUUCUUUUGGCUUCAUUUGGUUUCUGCCACUCUCAUUUCCGUUGUCACUGUAGAAUUCAAGGCUAUACACUUCCCAUAAAGUUCAAAGUGACUUUGACUGGUUUUUGGUUGUUUUUUUUUUUUUUUUCCAGAAGCUGACCAUCUAGAAACAAAUCCCUCACUGUAGUGCUUCCCUAGGGAGAAAAAAAACAAAACAAAACAAAAUGCUCUCGAGGAUUGGUAUUUUUCUACACUAAAAUGAGCUGAAACAAAAUUUAGAAGAAAUUAGCAAAACAUAUGUAAAUACCAUAUUUUUGAUAAAAUUUUGUAAAUACAAUUACCAAGAAGUGGACGUGGCAAAUGAUUUACUGCAUAACAACUUUGUUUAUAGAAGACAAAAGAAGUCAAAUGUAAUAACUGUAUUCUGUGAAUACCAUUUUCAUAUCGAACAUAAAAAAUUCACACGGCCACCGAUAACCACUUUCAGUGCAACAAGCCUGAAGGACCAUAUUGAGCAGUGGAAAGGAGGAAUUCUCCUCCUUGGCUAAGGAAAUGGAAAGGCUGACUGUGAUGGGAUUAAAAUAACCUUUUGUCUUUCUAAGGCAGCUCCGAAGAAGCUAACUGGAAAGCACAGCUGGGAGGGUUACUGUAAGGACUUGUGGGGAUGGCAAGUGCGCUUCAAACAGAACAAAGUCAUGGCUGAUGCAAAGCCUCAAAGGGUCCCAUUCCCACAGCCUCCCCUGGGCCUUUAUUCUUGCAGGGUUCAUUUCAGAGAGGAUAGAUGUGAGAAGAAAUAGUACUUAACUUUCAUAUUCCUAUUAGGCUAUUGGGAUACAUAGCACGGUCAUAACCUGGUAACUAUAAUCUUUAAACACGAUUAGUUUCUGGUUCGUAAAGGAAACAAAUUAUAAGCAUGCAAGAAGCGCUUUCGAUUUAUCACUAAAUAUCUGCGAUGAGUUUUCAGUGAAGCUUUCUCUUUGUGCUGAUGAGAUUCAUGCUACCUAAAUAUUUACAAAAAUGACACUGUGAAAAUGUAGCUGGGAAAUAGGUAUGUGUAUGCAUUAUUUAUAUUCAUUGCCGAGCUGGGAAGGGGAAGGCUCUGGUUCGUUGUGCCACCGCAUACAGUUGGGAUCUUGUCUGGGUUUACCAGAAAUAUGGAACAGGGUGGGGGGACUGGGAUGGGGUGGGAAAGGAGAAAAAUCAAAGCAGCUGCUUUGAUAUAAAUUAAGGCAGGGAAAUAAAUCUGAAUUACUUGAAGUUACUUGAAUUUUCUCAUCUUAAAACGGCAAGAACGUGUACUUUUAAAACUUAACCCAUGAGUCGCUUUAUACUUUUGAUUUUUAAACGGAAAAGAACCAACAGGCCUGACUCUCCUUUGGGCCAUCACGGUUCCCAUCGAUGUAGCCCUGUCCAUGCUACUCAGAGAACAAGGCCGUCUUUGUCCAAAAUUGUUGCAGUUGGUGUUGGUUGCUGUAGGACAUGUUUUGGAACAGAGAAAAGAUUAGUGCAGAGAAAAUAGUGCGAGGAGAAAUGUGUUGUGCAGUAGGACACGUUGAAUAGGAUGGCAGAAGGAGCAUGCUUUGGUACUGAAGAAAUCAACUAAAAGCUGGCUUUAAGCAUAAGUGAUAGGAAAGCAGGAUGUGUGAAAUCGUUUUUUUUUACCAAGUUGGGUUGGGUUUUUUUGCUUUAAUCAUGUAAUGCAUAAUGCUGAGAGUUUUUUAAAGCAGGCAGAGCAAGUUUUAAAGAGGAAAGCUAUACCUAAAACUGUUUUAAUUUCAAGGAGUCUGAGCAAGUCAGAAUGGUUUCAAACAAAUCCCGAAUGACAUUCCCCACAAGGUUCACAUCUGAUUUCAUCUGGCACUUACCAUAAGAAACGUAGUAUUCAGGGUUUCCUACCGUCCUCCUGUGUUGCCUGGUUGUGUUUGAUAUGCGAGGUAGAGUUGCUGUGCAUGUGGUAUGUGUGUUGGGAAGAGGGGUGGUCCAGCAGCUGAAGGGCUGCAAAAUCAGGGAGUCUAAACCUAAAAGUCUAAAAAAUAGGUUUCAAAAUGGGAGCAAAGUUUUAGAAACAAGAGGCUUGUAGUAUUAGUAACUUAAGAAAAAGAAGUCUUAAUACAAGUGAAAUGCAUGAAUGAGAAUGUUUUAACAAAGAGGAAACUUUUAGCAUGUAACAAACCGCUUUCUGAAGAACACGAGUGAAGGAAGUUUAGAAUAUUGGGCAGGAAAUCCUUAGUUUGUCAUCUUCAUUUUCCAUAAAAAAUUUACCAGCAGUACUUUUACAAAAUGUUUAACAGUGCUGGGUUGGUCAUUCAAAGCUGUAAAGAGAAUAACAGCUGAAUUGACUUUGACGAUGUCACUUUUUAUUACCAAUCAAUAAUUUCACAGAGAUAAUAAAUAAAUACAUAGAUACACACUAAAAAAAAAUACAAAUCUUUUUGACUGGAAUGGUUAGGCAAUACUUGACAUUCAAAAUGGCCAGAGAACAAUCCCGUUAAAAUAGUCCAUCUUCUUUUGUUUCAUUUCCUAGUUUAUAUUUAGCAGAUUGAAACCCAAAGAAAGAAAGAUUCUAAAUCCACUAUGAAGAAAAGAGUUUGUAAGAAAUGUGUGAGUCAGAGGAAGAUGAAUGGUGAGAAGCCCUGUAGUGUUGCAGGCAUGCCAUUAGGGCACCAGAGGACAAGCUGUAGAGUGAGUCACUCACCCCUUGAGACAGGGUACAGUAUGUGCAUCAGGUAACCGCUGAACCGUCAUUUCAACCUACUGUUCCGUUGCUUGCACUGAUGUUGUGGAAAUUAUACAGCUGUGUUUUCUGAAAAAUAGCAUUUUCCCCUUUUAUUUUUCUUUUUUUGUUUUCUUUUGUUGUUGUUGUUUUUACUGUGGCAGCAUAGAGGACAUGGAAUAGUUGUAGCAAAUAAAGCAUAUAUUUGCUUUUGCCAAAGGUCAGUGAUUGAGUGCAUUUGCUGCAAUGGUGGCAGAUAGAGAAAUACUGUAGGUUAUGACUUAAAGAAUUUAAAAAAAUAAAUAAAUAAGAAGGUUACAGUGUAACUAUUUUGGUACUAGCACCAGUUCAUGCUGGCAGAAAAGACAAUGGUUUAUGGACUUGCAUCCAUUUUGUAUUUUUGUAAUAUUUGUAAAUACAAACUUUUUAAAUUGUUGCAAAGAUGGUUUCUUUUGUAAAAUGUUUUCAAAGUUUACAUUAAAUCCAAGCCUUUGUAUAUUUUAGAGCUGUGCAACACUUUAAGUCUUGUAUUUAUUUUUAGUAAAAACGGUGACAGUUUCAUUGUGAACCCCUCUCAAAAAAUGUGUCGGAAAAGUUUGAUUACCUAGAAAGUGUGUAUAGAAACUGCAAAUAAA
This is a messenger RNA of Colius striatus (speckled mousebird), 8520 nucleotides long. It is a transcript of the gene NHS, whose product is annotated as NHS actin remodeling regulator. NCBI's taxonomy places the organism in Eukaryota, Metazoa, Chordata, Aves, Coliiformes, Coliidae. The record is from RefSeq and is a predicted model, not a curated record. Gene Ontology annotation, biological process: lens development in camera-type eye; cell differentiation. The coding region runs from base 177 to 4955 and encodes 1592 amino acids. The transcript is spliced from 9 exons.